GGGCGGGCGGCGGCGGCGGCAUCACAGGCGGCGGCGGCGGCUCGCGCUCUCGGUUCGUUCGCCAGCCCAGUCGGUCGGAGCUCGGCGCUCGCUCGCCAGGGAGGAGCUGCUGUGAGGGCCGAGCGCGAGCGCCUCCUCCCGACCCCCGAGGAUGAUAAACACCCAGGACAGGAGUAUCUUACCUUUGAGUAACUGCCCCCAAGUACCGUGCUGCAGGCACAUCGUUCCAGGGCCUCUGUGGUGCUCCGAUGCCCCUCACCCACUGUCGAAGAUCCCCGGUGGGCGAGGGGUUGGCAGGGAUCCUUCUCUCUCAGCUUUGAUAUAUAAGGAUGAGAAGCUCACUGUUAACCAAGAUCUUCCAGUGCAUGAUGGGAAACCACAUAUUGUCCACUUCCAGUACAAAGUUACGGAAGUAAAGAUCUCCUCCUGGGAUGCAGUGCUAUCCAAUCAGAGUCUUUUUGUGGAAAUCCCUGAUGGCUUAUUAGCUGACGGGAGCAAAGAAGGAUUAUUAGCGCUGUUAGAAUUUGCUGAAGAGAAAAUGAAAGCAAGUUAUGUCUUCAUCUGCUUUCGAAAAAGCAGAGAAGACAGAGCUCCGUUACUGAAGACAUUCAGUUUUUUGGGUUUUGAAAUAGUGAGGCCUGGUCAUCCUUGUGUCCCAUCACGGCCAGAUGUGUUGUUCAUGGUAUACCCCCUGGAUCAGGUCUCUUCAGAUGACGAUUAGACCUAGUGCAGCGUUUCAGUGGGGCCUGGACAUGCUUCAAAGACGAGAGGGGGCUAAAACGCCUCUUCUGAGGAAAGGGAAAACAAAAUUCUUCUGGACUGAAACUGCAUUUCUUAUUGUUAGAGUGACCUGUAUAUCUUCUGAGUUGACUUUUCCAUUGAAAUGUGUUACCUAGUGAAUAAUAUAAAGUCUGCACAUGUAAUUGCACAAGAGUAAAUGGAAGGUAAAUGGAGCUCUGUGGCUCGCUGUAAGCCUAGUGGAGACAUCCUGCCCAGCCCCAGGGUGGCUACGGAGCCCACAGAUGAAGAGAGGGAAAAGCCUCAAUUACUUGUUACAUGUUGGGCUAUCUAUCAAUUUGGUUAUUUGGCUUUCGUUUUAAAUGCGUAUUGAUAUGUUCAGACUCUUAAGCAGGGGAACGUUUUGAGUGUGGAAAUAUGAGGAACAUUAGCAUUUUUUGGCAAACAGAUGAUGGUACCACUGGGUCCAUCAAUACUCCGGGGUUCUGAGAAACUCUGUCCUUUUUCUGGCUUUUUUAUUAGGUUAGUUAUUAACUCUGCAUUAGUGCAGCUUCAUUUAAAAGGGGGGAGUGAAACCAAUGUGUGAAGGUGGUCUUGCUUCUGAGAGAGCCUGAAUGGCAUCGCCAUCCCUCUCAAAAGAAUCUGGUGUCCUACCAUGGUAUCAUAUGGGGAAAGGGCCAAGUCAAAUUGAGCUCUUCCUUUUAGGAGGAAAUGUCUGGUCCACGCUUCUGUUAUUUACGAAGUCUAUGGAUUCCAGAAUCAUUCCAGGCAACUUGAUUUGACACUUAACUUAGUCUUUAAUCUAUGCAUUCUCCAAAUGCAUUGGAAACUUUCCCUAAAAGUAGUUCACAUGAUUGAAAUCUCAUGUCCUCAUCCUUUCUUCAAAUGCCUCCUUUGAAUGUUAAAUGACAGCUGUCAUGCUUACCUUUCCUUGAACAGCCAAGUUCCUUCAAACUUCAUUCACAAUAUACAAUUCUAAAACUUUCCUUGUCUAUUUACUGAUGUUAUUCAAAGCACUUUUCACUUCUGAGGCAUUAAUGUGAAUCUUUUGCCUCAUCAGUGCAAAACAUGAGCCAUCUGGCUAUCGCAGAAGGGAAACCCUAUAGAGCCUAAGUGGGCACAAUAAGCUUCCUCUUCGGCCAGAUACCUGCAAUUCCUGCUUAGUUUCCAGUUGUAGAUUGUGGGUAUCUUGACUGUCUCGCUGAAUUUCAGGGCAGGAACGAGCAGUUUCUUUAGCCUUACCAUUAAGGAUCUCCUGGUUGGAGGAGGGGAUUAUCUAACUCCAGACCCUUGGCAGGUCUUGGUGGGGGGAAAAAAGCAACACAGGACUGAUGCCACAGGGAUAAAAUAAAAACUAUCUGCAUCUCACAAUUUUCACUCGUAAAAUGUCAGAUCUCACAACUACAGGCUUUAAUAUUAGGCAUACUUUGAAAAUUUAUCGGGCUGACAACUGGCACUAUUAAUCGUGGAAGAUCCAACUCACAGAGUUUAUGAUUUGGGGUUACCUGGCUGUUUGAUAAGCAGUUUAAUCUGCACCGUCCAGUUAACGAGAAAACCAGCAACUCAUUUGCCAAAGAGUGAGACGCCAUUUGGGAGACCUCCACUUGGUAAAACUGGCUUCUACAUUCACCACACUUUUAAUAACGUAGACGGAUAGGGCUGCUAAAACUUCCUGAACCGUAUUUAGACAAUUCUUGGAUAUAUUGCCCCUGCAAGUUAGGACAUCUGAAAUGGAACCUGACUGUUUGAAACGAGCUCUGCUUGCUUUAUUGGGUGUGCUUUGUCUUGUCUGCUUGCUUGGGCUGAUACAUAAAGCCAACAAUAUGACUACUGUUUGUGGAAACAAGCGUAGGCCAGCUAGGCCCUAAAUGGCAUUGGCCUCUUAAUCUUUGAAAUGUUUGUGCUUAUCAGUUUUCAGAGUUCUAGCCAAUAUAAAAGAAUUGCGGCCUUUUUGAUUUAAGGUUGAUAAUGUUCCCAUUUCCUUUUGCUCCAAUGUGUUAUAAGAAGUGCUUUUAGGCAAGUAGGUUCUCUCAUCCAACUCUAAUUCAUCUUUAAGUUAGCAGAAAGAUCUACAGGGACAAAACCACACGUGAGGAAAUUUCUAUUGAACCCAGGAAAUAACGGUCCAAUAAAAUUCAGAGUCUUUGACCAAGGACUGUUCAAAAUGCAAUCUUUGAGGAAAAGGGAAAUUCAACUUCUCUCCCCAGCGAAGCUGUUUGCUCAAGUAUACUUAAUUACAAGUAAGCUUACCCUAUCUAGACAGGUACCUACUUGGCAGAGAAUAAAAAUAUUCACUAGUACUACCAAAUUCUCUUCCCCUCAUUUGUUAUUCAUCUUACUUUGAGUGGAGAAAGAAGAAACCUCACGUAGUUGGACUUUUGCUAAAUUUAAAUUUUAGCCAUAAUGAUACCAUUUUGCAGAAUAGGGUUGAUGCUCAUGAAUAUUCUCAGCUUGUUAUGACUUCCUUGAAGUUGGUAUUAGAUGGGUCAAUAAAAUAUCCCAUAGUG
Messenger RNA from Candoia aspera, 3245 nucleotides. RefSeq names its product ornithine decarboxylase antizyme 2 (gene OAZ2). NCBI's taxonomy places the organism in Eukaryota, Metazoa, Chordata, Lepidosauria, Squamata, Candoiidae. Gene Ontology annotation, molecular function: ornithine decarboxylase inhibitor activity. Gene Ontology annotation, biological process: positive regulation of protein catabolic process. The record is from RefSeq and is a predicted model, not a curated record. Gene Ontology annotation, cellular component: nucleus; cytoplasm.